AUGCUCACGUUAUUCAAGCCGAAAGAAGACAGCUGCUCUAGCGACAUACAUACACCUGCACCACAUUGAAAAUAUACGUUUACACCGUGCCGUACUUAACGCGCGGACGGCAAGUCCGGGCAUCUCGUGUGACGACCGCGCGCCGAGAGUUGCAGGUAUACGUACGGGUUCUGCCGCUUUUCUGGUAAAACUCGGCUUUUUCGAACCCUUCAAGGCAAACCGGGCAGCAGCGCAGGUGUACCUCCCCCUCGAAAUUCACACGCGAACGUUCCUGACCAGUCUGACAUGCCCGUCGUCGACGUCCGCAUCCCCAAUGGUCCACUGUACCAGGACAUGGACGGCGUCCUAAGGCUGAGCCGAAACUUCACGGUCGAAAUGCUGCGCUCUGCGCUCAGCUACAAGCCUCAGCCGGACGACAAGUUCGUCGUCACCUUUCCCAAGUGCGGAACGACGUGGACUCAGCACAUCGGCUUCCUGAUCUUCAACAAGGGCGUGCCUCCGUCCAGUGGGCUGGAAUUCUUUCACAGAAGCCCCUUCAUCGAGAUGAUCGGCGCCAGCAGCGUGACGGACAUGACGCGACCAGGAGUGAUCAAGACCCACCUACCGUACCAUCUGAUGCCCAUGCAUCCACAGGCAAAGUACCUCUACGUCUGCCGCAAUCCUAAGGACACCUGCGUGUCCAUGUACUACCACACGAAGGGUUUCACAGGAUACGAUUUUGCGGACGGCAAGUUCGACGACUUCUUCGAGGUCUUCGUCACCGGCCAGACGGACUACGGGGACUACUUCGAUCACGUCCUGGGUUGGUACGAGCACCGCAACGACCCGAACGUCCUCUUCCUGCACUACGAGGACAUGAAGGCACAGCCGAGAGAGGGCGUGCUUCGAAUCGCAGAGUUCUUCGACGAGACGUACCACAAGCUGUUGCUGGAAAACGAGGACAUACUGCAGAAUGUGAUCAAGUACAGCGACGUUAAGUCUAUGCAGGACUACGCCUCGCGGAACUUCACAAACUUCUUCACGAAACAGAUUGAGAAAGAGGCGCCCGAUGGUCUCAGGGUCUUCCACGAGGUGUCGCAGAAGAAUCCUUCCACUGCCAGCUUCAUUCGUAAGGGUAUCGUCGGUGACUGGAAAAAUCAUUUUUCUCCAGAACAAAACGCAAGGCUGGAAAAGAAGAUUCUAGAGCGACUGUCAAAUACAGACUUGGUUGACACGUGGCGAAAACACGCUGUCAUGUAAUC
Rhipicephalus microplus (southern cattle tick) is the source of this 1241-nucleotide messenger RNA. RefSeq names its product sulfotransferase 1C4. The record is from RefSeq and is a predicted model, not a curated record. Gene Ontology annotation, molecular function: sulfotransferase activity. Lineage: Eukaryota; Metazoa; Arthropoda; Arachnida; Ixodida; Ixodidae.